This is a messenger RNA of Hibiscus syriacus, 859 nucleotides long. RefSeq names its product 21 kDa protein-like. NCBI's taxonomy places the organism in Eukaryota, Viridiplantae, Streptophyta, Magnoliopsida, Malvales, Malvaceae. Bases 36 to 704 code for a protein of 222 amino acids. The transcript has a single exon. Gene Ontology annotation, biological process: negative regulation of catalytic activity. The record is from RefSeq and is a predicted model, not a curated record. Gene Ontology annotation, molecular function: enzyme inhibitor activity.
ACAUUAUUUAAUCCAACCAUUUUAAUUCUCUAUAAAUGGUUGAACUCCGGUACUCCAUUCAUUUCAUCACCAUUCAGUUUUUCUCCUUUAAAGACAUGGCAAGACUAGGUAUUUUUGUGCUAGUUUUCUCCUUUCUACUUUACAUGGCUGUCAUAGCUUCAUCUGCUUCAAGUCCAACAGACUACAUCGUUGCAUCGUGCAAAACCACAAGCUACCCUGCGUUAUGCGUCCAAUGCCUGUCCGGUUAUGCCAAGGCGAUUCGGAAAAACGACCGACACCUUGCUCAAACUGCUUUAUCAGUGAGCCUAUCCAGGGCUCAGUCAGCUGCGGCUUAUAUUGCCAAGAUGAUUCAUGUUAGGGGUAUCAAGCCUAAGGAGCGUCAAGCAAUUAAAGACUGUAUAGAAAACAUGGGUGAUAGUGUGGACCGACUUAGCCAGUCUGUGAAGGAACUCGGCCGUAUGGGACGUGGUGUAGGUCAGGACUUCAUGUUUCACAUGAGCAACGUGCAGACAUGGGUCAGCGCUGCACUAACAGAUGAGAAUUCUUGCCUUGAUGGCUUUGCAGGCAGAGUCAUGGAUGGAAACAUCAAGGUUGCACUAAGACGCAGGGUCGUCCAUGUUGCUCAAGUUACUAGCAAUGCGCUUGCAUUAGUGAAUCGUUUUGCUGCAAGACACCGACCGGCUAAACUUACUGAGCAGCCUUAGAUUCAACCUAAAAUAUCUGGUUUAUGUAUAAAAGUGUUGGUUUGGAAAGCAAGGUUUAUACCAGCCUGGAUUUUGUGUAAAGGGGUUCGGCCUGCUUGAAAUGUCUGUAACUAUAUCAUAUAACGACUCCAAGUCUAUGGCGAAUACUACUUGUU